Molecule: messenger RNA, 3181 nt
Organism: Staurois parvus
Lineage: Eukaryota; Metazoa; Chordata; Amphibia; Anura; Ranidae
Source: the annotation of a GenBank genome assembly
AUGUACUGUUUUGGGUGGAGCAGUAAGUCUACCCUAGACAAAGUGAGGUGCUCCAAACAAGAUGUGAGGCACCUAUUGGUUGUGAAGAGUAUGAGAAGUGCUGGACGGGUUUUUGACAAUCAGGCAUGCCCAAAUGCUCCUAAUGAUGUGGAACAGUUGGUACAAGGGACAAGUAUGGCUAACAGUGGAAACCAAAAUAAUGUUAAACAGGUAGCAAAUGACCCCCCAAGUCAUAGGGGGUCCAGGAACCUCCAGAACUCACCUACAGACCUGAGCAUGAAGAAUGGGCGAAGUGUCCCAGCUUUCAUCCAGAAAGGCCAUUCCAACGGGGGGGUAAUGAGUACCCACAGAGAGAGCCCCAGGAACGCAACUAAUGGGGUUGAAAAAGUCACUGUGCAAGUGGGAUGAAGGAUGAUGGCCAUAAAGCUGGACUCAGAAGAACCAGAAACUCUCUCUUUACCAAAGGAGGUGAUCUUGGUGCAUGGACGUUUGCCCUUCCGGCCUUGGUGGCAGGUCUGUGCUUCGCCAAGUCUCUGUUCGGAGAAUUCGUCCAUGAUGACAUCUGGGCCAUCCUCAAUAAUCCAGACAGCCGAGGAGAGACCAACCUCAGCAGCGUCUUCAGGAAUGACUUUUGGGGCAAAGCCAUGAAUGACAACACGAGUCACAAGUCAUACCGACCUCUGUGUGUGCUGAGCUUCAGAAUGAAUGUCCACUUGUGGGGUCUGGAUCCCUUCUAUUUCCAUAUGGUGAAUGUCGUGUUACACUGCCUGGUCAGCUCCUUGCUCUGCUACGUGUGCAGUAGGACCGUAUUUGAAGACCGCAGACCGGCAUUGGGUGCUGCACUCCUUUUUGCUGUGCACCCGGUUCACACGGAGGCUGUGGCGGGCAUUGUGGGCAGAGCGGAUGUCUUAGCUUGUUUGCUGUUCCUCUUGGCGUUUCUGUCAUACAUAAGGAGUGUGGAGAUGGAUGCGGCCACAGAUUGUUUUCCCGGUAUAAGAUCACCUUUCCUCCUGCUGCUCAGUCUACUCCUGGGCACCUGUGCCAUGCUGGUGAAGGAGACUGGAAUUACAGUGUUCGGCGUGUGCUUGGUUUAUGACCUCCAGGUGCUGUGCCUGCGAAGGCUGAAAAGGUUGCCGUCUUUGGAGCGCCCUGUAAAGGAUCUGUGGGCUGCGGCCGUUCCCUUCCUGAGGAGAGCAGCGCUGGUUUCCUGCCAUGUGAUGGUGGUGUUGGGUUUCCGUGUCCACAUCAUGGGAGGCUCUAUGCCAUUGUUCUCCGAGCAAGACAAUCCGGCUUCCUUCUCGCCUUACAUCCUCACCAGGUUCCUGACCUUCCUCUACCUCCUGGCAUUCAAUGCCUGCCUGCUUCUGUCCCCCAUCACCUUGUGCUAUGACUGGCAGGUGGGCAGUAUACCCCUUCUUCAUUCCCUCUGGGACAGACGGAACUUGGAGACGCUUGUCCUGUUGGUGGUACUCCUAUCCCUUGGCCUGCACUGCCUAGUGGCAAGAAAGAGGACUGGACAUCGGGAGGUUUUGGUGGGUCUCCUCUUCCUGGUUUUCCCAUUUAUACCAGCCAGCAAUCUUUUCUUCAGAGUGGGCUUUGUGGUGGCAGAACGAGUCCUCUACAUGCCAAGUAUGGGCUUCUGCAUUUUAUGUGUCUACGGAAUGAGGGCCCUUUACAUCCGAAGCAGCCCACGUGGAUCUUCAGCUAUCAUCUUUAGCUUUUUUCUUCUGUUGCUCCUCUUCUCCUGGAAAUCUGUGUCACAAAGCAAGUGCUGGCAGUCACGGGAGUCUCUGUUCAGGUCCGGUGUGCAGACUCUGCCACACAAUGCUAAAGUGCACUAUAACUACGCCAAUUUUCUGAAGGACCAGAACCGAAAACAGGAGGCUGUAAACCACUACAGGACUGUCUUGAGGUUAUACCCACAGCACUCAAGCGCCCUCAACAACCUUGGCACAUUGACCACCAAUGCCACUGCAGCCGAGGAAUAUUACCGCAAAGCCCUAGCAAUCAGCCCGCAACACAGCCGGGCGCUCUUCAAUCUAGGCAACCUGCUUCGGACGCAGGGGCGGAAUGAGGAAGCAGAGCUUCGUCUGAAGGAAUCCCUUCUUUACGGACCAUAUUUUGCAGAUGCCUAUUCCAGCCUGGGAUCGCUGCUGGCUGAUCAAAAACGUCAGCAAGAAGCAGAGGAGGUCUAUAUGACAGGAAUCAAGAACUGUCCAGACAGCUCGGAUUUGCAGAACAACUAUGGAGUAUUCUUGGUGGAUUUUGGAGCUCCGCAGAAAGCUGUAUCUCAUUAUCUCCUAGCGCUACAGCUGCGUCCAAAUCACCAUGUGGCCAUGCUGAACCUCGGCCGCCUUUACCGAUCUCUGAACCAAAAUAGGGAGGCUGAGAAGUGGUACAAAAAGGCUUUACAGAUAUCUCGGGACAUUGAUGUCAUCACCCCUCUUGGAGCCCUGUAUUAUAAUACAGGGAAAUAUGACGAGGCCUUACGUCUGUAUAAAGAGGCAGUGGGACUUCACCAAGAGAAUGUCCUAUUACGACUGUCACUGGCCCAAGUCCAGGCAGUGAUGGGUCAGUCAAAUGAGGCAGAGACUCUAACUCACCGUAUAGCAGCAGAUGCACCAGACUGUAUAGAGUGUUAUCGUCUCCUAUCUGCCAUCUACAGCAAGCAGGGAGAAAUAUAUCAAAGGCUUUAGAAAUGAUCGAUAUUGCCCUGCAGAUGAAGCCAAAAGACCCUAAAAUCAUAUCUGAUCUUCAUUUUACAAAAGGCAACCAACUGCGAGAGCUUAACCAACUGGACAAAGCCUUCCAGAGUUACAGCCUUGUAGCUGAUCUGAGUCCCAAACAGGCACAGGCCUGGAUGAAUAUGGGAGGCAUCAAACACAUACAGGGUGAUUACACCGCUGCCCGAAUCUAUUAUGAGAAGGCCGCAGUUUUGGAACCUGAAAGCAAAUUGCUAAAAGAGAAUCUGGCAAAAUUGGAGCGCUUGGAAAGCAAAAUACAUGGAGUAAAGGCAAAAGAUUCUGAUGGACAACACAUAGCAAGAGGGAGCACGGAGAGAGAAGAAAAGACAUUCAGCAUAGGGGAAAGCAGGACAUAUAUAAGAACUGUUCAAGAUAAAGAAUCUGGUGGGACAAGUCAACAGAAGAUAAAAAAGAGUAGAACAAAAGGACAGGUUUGA